AUGCCGGUGAUGCACAAGCGUGCUACCUGUGAAUUUUAUAGCUUCAUCAUUGACAAAAUAAAAUCAAAGCUUCAUGGGUGGUCGGUUAGAACCCUAUCUUUUACGAUACGGAUCACUCUUGCUAACUCAGUGCUCAUGGUUAUCCCUACUUAUUUCAUGCAAACUUGUCGCUUCCCCUCUCAUGUCUGUCAAGACAUUGAAAAGCUUGUUCGAAAAUUUAUAUGGAGCUCUAGUAAUCAAACUCGAGGCGAUGAAACUACAACAAGAUUUUGGCACGACAAUUGGUUGCCGAAACUUGGGUGUCUUUCAGAAUGGAAACAAGAGCAUAUUACUGUUGAAGAUAAUAUGAUGGUCCGUGAUGCUGCCCUGCCGAAUGGCAACUGGAACUGGAAUAUGCUUCGACAGUUUCUCCAACCCUCCAUGAUACAACAUCUGUUGAAUGUUCAACCGCCUAAUCUGAAUGCUGGUACUGAUCGUUGUUGCUGGUCACUGGGCAAACAUUCUAAUGAAAAUACACUGCAUGUUCUACGUGACUGCAAACACUCCGCAACUCUUUGGCAACUGAUUAUCCGGCAGCAAAUCCUACCGAACUUCUUCAACACUAACGUCUCUGAUUGGAUCACAAUGAACCUAGACUCAAAUAGUCUUUUUGCUGGCACAAACAUCCCAUGGAAAAUCCUUUUAUCUUCUAUAGCAUGGCAGAUCUGGAAGCGAAGGAAUUCUUACAUAUUUUCAGACUUGUUCAUCCAUAAUGACCAGCUCAUCUCCCUAAGCAAAAAUUGGUCCCUGUAUAUCAUUGCAGAAAAGUCCAUUUCCCCAACUGGUUCUGGUGCUGCUCGUCCAGAACUUAUACAAUGGAAGCCCAUGCCUACAUAUUGGUACACUCUUAACACAGAUGGAGCGGUAUAUAAAAUCGCCUCCCAAGGAUCGGUGGGUGGCCUCAUUCGAAAUAUGAAUGGUGAUUGGAUCAUUGGUUUUAAUAAAUCGGUUGGAAUCUCAACUCCAUUCCAAGCCGAACUUUGGGGGUUUUUUGAAGUACUUAAAUUGGCACUAUCCCACAAUAUUGAACAUCUCCAAUGCCAAACAAACAACGUUGAAGCUCUUAAUCUCGUGUCUUCGGCAAUGGCUAAAUGCAGCCCAAUUUCUAUUGUUCGCUCUAUUGCAAAACUCAUAUUAAAACAAUGGACGAUCGAAUUCAUUCUUAUUCGCCGUGAAGUUAAUGCUGCAUCAGACUUCCUUGCGAAAUCUACCGUUAUUUCAAAUGAACAAGCUCAGACCUAUACUGAACCGCCCCAUGAGAUUAAAUCACUUCUUCACCGUGACCUCUAUGGUCAUGCUUUCCUUCGCACUUAG
This is a messenger RNA of Hibiscus syriacus, 1353 nucleotides long. RefSeq lists its product as uncharacterized. Lineage: Eukaryota; Viridiplantae; Streptophyta; Magnoliopsida; Malvales; Malvaceae. The record is from RefSeq and is a predicted model, not a curated record. The transcript is spliced from 3 exons. Gene Ontology annotation, molecular function: RNA-DNA hybrid ribonuclease activity; nucleic acid binding. The coding region runs from base 1 to 1353 and encodes 450 amino acids.